AUGAUCGCUGUCAGUCAGUACCAUCACCCACAUCACCCCCAGUACCAUCACCCCCAUCACCCCCAGUACCAUCACCCACAUCACCCCCAGUACCAUCACCCACAUCACCCCCAGUACCAUCACCCUCAUCACCCCCAGUACCAUCACCCACAUCAUCCCCAGUACCAUCACCCACAUCACCCCCAGUACCAUCACCCUCAUCACCCCCAGUACCAUCACCCACAUCAUCCCCAGUACCAUCACCCACAUCACCCCCAGUACCAUCACCCUCAUCACCCCCAGUACCAUCACCACAUCACCCCCAGUACCAUCACCCACAUCAUCCCCAGUACCAUCACCCUCAUCACCCCCAGUACCAUCACCCACAUCAUCCCCAGUACCAUCACCCUCAUCACCCCCAGUACCAUCACCCACAUCAUCCCCAGUACCAUCACCCUCAUCACCCCAGUACCAUCACCCACAUCACCCCAGUCCCAUCACCCUCAUCACCCCAGUACCAUCACCCACAUCAUCCCUGUACCAUCACCCACACCCGGUAAUGAUCGCUGUCAGUCCCCAAAGAAAAAAUUACAGUCAAUUGGCGACUCGGCAUGGAACGAAAAAACCAAGGCUUAA
Molecule: messenger RNA, 615 nt
Organism: Hyalella azteca
Lineage: Eukaryota; Metazoa; Arthropoda; Malacostraca; Amphipoda; Hyalellidae
Exons: 1
Coding region: 1-615 (204 amino acids)
Source: RefSeq, a predicted model, not a curated record